UUAGCCCCUUUCUUUUCUUCAUUGCAAAUUAAACUUCACUCCUCCUCCAACAAAAUCCUUUUACUUUUGCCCCUCAAAAUAUACACAUUAAGGCUAGUGCUCAAUUUAUAUAAAAAAAAAAUGUCAAUUUUGUGGUUCUCCAUAAUUGGAAUAUUUAUUAAUUGUGUCCAUGGCAAUGAACAAGGAUGGAUUGAAGCUCAUGCAACUUUCUAUGGAGGUGGUGAUGCUUCCGGAACCAUGGGUGGAGCAUGUGGAUAUGGGAAUUUGUACAGCCAAGGAUAUGGUACAAACACAGCAGCAUUGAGUACAGCAAUGUUCAACAAUGGGUUGAGUUGUGGAUCUUGCUUUGAGCUUAAGUGUGUGGGUGAUUCAAAGUGGUGCCUUCCAGGGUCUAUAGUGGUAACUGCCACUAAUUUUUGCCCACCAAAUUAUGCCCUUCCGAAUAAUGCUGGUGGGUGGUGCAAUCCUCCCCUGCACCACUUUGACCUAGCUCAGCCUGUUUUUCAAAAAAUGGCUCAGUACAGAGCUGGGAUUGUCCCUGUUGCCUACAGAAGGGUACCUUGCCAGAGAAGGGGAGGCAUCAGAUUCACAAUGAACGGUCACUCAUACUUCAACUUGGUGUUAGUGACCAACGUGGGAGGUUCAGGAGAUGUGAAUGCUGUUUGGGUUAAAGGUUCUAGAACAGAGUGGAUGCCAAUGUCACGCAAUUGGGGUCAAAAUUGGCAGAGCAAUUCAUUACUUGAUGGUCAAAUUCUCUCAUUUAAAGUCACUACAGGUGAUGGCCACACUGUUUUCUGCAACAACGCUAUCCCUGCUGGAUGGUCAUUUGGUCAAACUUACACCGGCGCUCAACAGUUCACUUAAUUCAAUUGAAUCCUAUAAUAAAUUUAUAUAUUGCAAGUGUCUUAAGUGAAAUUAGUGUUGAUGGGAAGAGCUUGUUUUUUAAAGUGGCUCUAAACUAUUUUUCUUUUUUGGGGUUUUAUGAAAGUAAUUUUAGAUAUGAAGUCAUAAGUUUCUGUCUGUGGUCAUUUUUUAGGAAGAGGACAGAAAUUGGGGACAGAGGUGGUGGAAUUUAUUGUCACCACCCCCCACACUACUUCAUUAUAGGGGAAUAGUUGUAGUUUACAUGUACUAAAACCAUUUUCGCUUUUUCUUCUGUAUUUUGGUUUUUGUAUGAAAUUGAACGGUGCAAUUUUAUUGUGGUCCUUUGGUUUUUA
Messenger RNA from Solanum dulcamara, 1217 nucleotides. RefSeq names its product expansin-A10-like. NCBI's taxonomy places the organism in Eukaryota, Viridiplantae, Streptophyta, Magnoliopsida, Solanales, Solanaceae. The transcript is spliced from 3 exons. The record is from RefSeq and is a predicted model, not a curated record. Bases 121 to 864 code for a protein of 247 amino acids. Gene Ontology annotation, cellular component: extracellular region. Gene Ontology annotation, biological process: plant-type cell wall organization.